AAACGGCGUCGCGAUGCUCCUAAUUAAACAUUUGUACGGCGCGCUCUCUCUGUCUCGAAAGUGAAAUCAAAAGUGCCCCUAUUUCUUUCUUCUUUUAUACCUUCCGAGGGUUGAUUAGAAGGAGAGUGAACAGUUUGAUUUCAGUUCGUCCUCUUUUGGUGUGACUCACUCUUUGGUCUGUGAAAGUGCAUCAGGAUAAAGGGAUAUUAUAGUGAAUCAGUUGGGGAAAUAAGUGCAGAGAUGCGCCCACCAGCUCAAUACGACAGCCAAGUGGCUACAGAAGCUGAAGGUGAACAGCCUGAUCCGAGGAUGGUGGCCAUGAUGAUCAGCACCAGGUUAGCAGGUCGGGCAGUGAUCAGGGUGGUCGGUAGAUGCGAGGAAGCUCAAGAAAAUCAAGAAUUAGAUCUCUCAAAUUGUCAAUUAAUGCAAGUUCCGGACGCCGUGUAUCACCUGAUGAGGCACACCGAGCUCAGGACCUGCGAUCUUAGCGAGAACGUGAUAACCAAAAUCCCUCCAAAGUUUGCCGUUAAAUUUAACUUAAUCACAGACUUGAACUUGUCACAUAACCAGAUGUCAAAGUUGCCAGAGGAGUGUGCCGAGUUGGCAAACUUGGAGAGGCUGGAUAUAUCGCAUAACACUUUUGUCUCGUUACCCUCUUGCGCCCUGAGGAUGCCCAAGCUGUUAUCCCUUAAGGCCAACGACAAUCAUAUAAUAGAUGUGGAAGUGGAUCAAAUCACAGAAGCGCCAUCGUUGGAAACGAUGGAUUUGGAAAGAAAUCCGCUGUCUCCUCGUAUCCACGAUCAGCUACUGCGAAUCACCAAAAUCGCGGUGGCAUUGUCGCCGAGAGAGACAGAAGACUGGGAAGAUCUCACCAUCUGAUAUGUGAUAACUGUAUUAGUUAGACAUUAGUUGUAAGGUUGCUCACCACAUGUGAAUUUACUUGUUCAUAAUCCCAUAGCAUCAUAAAGAAUAAAUAGUUCAAGUUGAUGUAUAGGGGAGUGUGACAGUCAAAGUGUUUUUAUUGUAUAUAAAUAUUAUAUAUUUAUCUUUGUGUAUUAGCUUAGAUAUUUUUAUUUUUAUAACCUUACCAGUGUAAUAUUUAUAACGGUUUAAUGUCCUCGCGUGAAAUAAUGGAUUUGCAAAAUUGGAAGUGCGCUUCCGCAUUUACUUACCAGAGAAUUUUGUAUCGACCUCUAGUCAAAUUUGUGAUAAAGGUUGUAUAGUUGUCUUAUUUUCUCUAAUAUGAUUAAACAAGGAAAAAUGAGUAAUAAAGAGUUCAUUCUUA
Molecule: messenger RNA, 1285 nt
Organism: Anthonomus grandis grandis
Lineage: Eukaryota; Metazoa; Arthropoda; Insecta; Coleoptera; Curculionidae
Product: leucine-rich repeat-containing protein 40-like
Exons: 5
Coding region: 241-879 (212 amino acids)
Molecular function (GO): protein binding
Source: RefSeq, a predicted model, not a curated record